Myotis daubentonii (Daubenton's bat) is the source of this 1790-nucleotide messenger RNA. RefSeq names its product uridine phosphorylase 2 (gene UPP2). Gene Ontology annotation, cellular component: cytoplasm; cytosol. Lineage: Eukaryota; Metazoa; Chordata; Mammalia; Chiroptera; Vespertilionidae. The record is from RefSeq and is a predicted model, not a curated record. Gene Ontology annotation, biological process: uridine catabolic process; nucleotide catabolic process. Gene Ontology annotation, molecular function: uridine phosphorylase activity.
AUGGUGGAGUUCCUGUGGAAACCAGUGGAGGACGUGGAUCCACAUACAGUUGUCCCAAAUGUGACUAUCCACACACUACAAAGUAUGGCUUCGAUUUUACCUGCUUCCAAUAAACCCAUGAGAUCUGACCAGAAUACAUACGUUGGGAAAGGUUUUGUUCAUGUUAAAAAUCCUUACCUGGAUUCUAUGGAUGAAGACAUUCUCUAUCACUUGGAUUUAGGAACAAAAACACACAACCUAGCAGCAAUGUUAGAGGAUGUAAAGUUUGUCUGCGUUGGUGGGAGCCCCAACAGGAUGAAAGCAUUUGCACUGUUUGUGCAUAAGGAGCUCAGGUGGCAGGACAGCGGGGAGGACAUAAAGGACAUCUGUGCCAGGACGGACAGUUACUGUAUGUACAAAACCGGUCCCGUGCUCUCCAUCAGCCAUGGCAUGGGGAUCCCCUCCAUUUCGAUCAUGCUGCAUGAACUCAUCAAAUUACUGCACCAUGCCCAGUGCUGUGAUGUCACCAUGAUCAGAAUGGGUACAUCAGGGGGAACAGGGGUCGCACCGGCUGUUGUAAUAACAGACACAGCUGUGGACUCCUUCUUCAAGCCCAGAUUUGAACAGGUUGUCUUGGACAACGUUGUCACCCGAAGUACUGAACUUGACAAGGGACUGGCGGAGGAACUAUUCAACUGCAGCGGAGAAAUUCCCAACUUCCCAACCCUCAUUGGACAUACGAUGUGUACCUAUGAUUUUUAUGAAGGCCAGGGUUGACUAGAUGGAGCCCUGUGCAGCUCCAGAGAGAAAAAGGUAGAUUACUUGAAGAGAGCACAUAUAGCUGCUGUCAGGAAUAUCGAGAUGGAAUCUACAGUGUUGGCGGCCAUGUGUAGACUCUCUGGUCUGAAAGCUGCUGCGGUCUGUGUGACACUCCUGGACAGACUUGAAUGUGACCAGAUCAACUUGCCCCAUGAUAUCCUGGUGGAGUACCAGCCACAGCCCCAGCUCCUAAUCUCCAACUUCAUCAAACAGCGGCUUGGACUGCGUGACCAGCCAUCAUAACUGGGCAGCCCAACUCUUCCCUGCAAGUUCAAGUUGUCAUGUUGACAUUACAUAUCAUUUGUGGCAUUUUCAUAGAGUUCUCAUCCACAUGCUAAAAUCAUAAUAGAGUGAUUUUAUAAAAACCCCUUUCUCCUAAAAAAAAAAAAGAAUUUAUUUUAAAAGAAUUUAAUACAUUCAUUAAGUUCAGAUUUUAUUUUAGAAGUCAGUGUAAUAAUUAAACAUUUAAAACUCCUGAACUGUGACAUUUGGAGUUUCAUAUGCAGCAUUAAUUAAGCUCAUAUCAAAAUAGAUCAGCCAUUUGUAGACACGGUUCCCGGUCACUGUUUCGGAAACCCAUCCAGAAAUUCAUGAUAGAAUGUUGUCAGGCACCCUCGGUAUUGGUCAAGUGACAGGAAUAGAUCAUGCACACUCAAAAUAUUUACAGAAAAAACUGUGCAUGUAAGAUAAGUCUACAUUAAAAAGCAACCCUUUGGGAAAUAUGACCAUACUUCUUUCUCCCCUUGCAUGAUCUCAGCACACCACGGAGUAGGGUUAGAGGCUUAUGUUUGCCUAUGUUUGUGGUUUUAGCAUGAAAUAUAAUCACGUUUAUUUUCAAAUGAAAACCCUCAGUAAUGCAAAGAUUCUCAUUUUUCUUCAGAAAUCACAAAUGAUUCAACCCUCUUCUAACAAUUUUUUUCCUUUGAAGGAGAUAUAUUUUGAAGAGGCUGUAUUUUUUAUGUUAUUUCCAUAUUUACCUAAUAAAUGGAGGA